Molecule: messenger RNA, 531 nt
Organism: Ichthyophthirius multifiliis
Lineage: Eukaryota; Ciliophora; Oligohymenophorea; Hymenostomatida
Exons: 2
Source: RefSeq, a predicted model, not a curated record
AUGCAAAUUAGUUAGAAUGUCCAUCAUUAGAAAGUUCAUCAAACGAUCUAUUAGUAUUUGCUGAAAAUUUAGAAAAUACAUUAAUAUAGGAUAUAACAGCAUUAUUUAAAUUAAUCAAACUAAAAAUAAGUGUUUCUGAUCAUUAUGAGUCUUAAUCUAAUAAUGAAGAAAACUAGAAAAGUGAAGAAUUUUAAUAAGAAUUUGCUUAUUAGGAUUAAAAAAAAGACAAUAAAUUUGAAAAUUAAAAUAUUUAAACUAUAAAUAUAUAAAAAAAUACUUAUAAAAAAAUUCGAAAAAUACAAUAAUUUAAUUUUGAUUUUGAUAGAAUAUUUAAAAACAAAAAACCAUGUAAAUACACAAAAGAAGAAUAAUUAGCUAUAAUGAGUUUUUUUAACAAAUUCUACGAUCCUAAAAAAAGAAAUAAAUACUAAGUAGCUUGGUUAUUGUCGAAAAAAACAGGUGCUUCAAUAAGUACUUUACUUAAUUUGGUUAAAGAAAUUUAAUAAAAAGAUAUGAUUGAUAAUAGUUAAG